AUGGCAGACAACCUCCUCAAACUAGAGGCACAAUAUUUUCAAUUAGUAGAGCCACGGGAUCUACACAUACCGCCCGAGGAUGUUCUGCUUCAGCCGGCCAUUCAACAAGCUCUCUAUGAGCGCAUGUUCGACGAAUCUCUCCCCGCUCUUCCGCCUGCGGCGUACCGCACGAGAGUACUGAAAUUGAUCACUACGCUGAUCGAAGAUGCGAUCACAGACCCGGACGAAGAUGAACUCAAUGAUAAUUUAAUGGAAGCUUUCGGCACUCUGCUAGCUCAGCCCAAGCCUAACUCCAUCGAGUUGGCUCAACAACUUUCAAGUGUCAAAUACACCGCUCCGCGAGAGUCUUCAGAAUCCAGGCCCCGAGAAGUUGUGACUAUAGAGUCGCGAGGUUUGAUCCUUUCGGGCGGGACUACUGGCAAUCGGACAUGGGAAGCCGCACUCCAUCUUGGCUCCUUCCUCGCGACACCGGAGGGAGAUAAACUUGUUCGAGGCAAGCGUGUCAUUGAACUAGGUGCAGGAACUGGAUUUCUGUCCCUUUUUUGUGCCAGGCAUUUGGGUGUGCGCAGUGUUGUAGCGAGUGACCGCGAGCCCAGUCUCAUUGCGAAUAUGCAGGACUGCGCGGUACUGAAUUCUGAUAACGAGUGUUCUCUUCCAUUUUUUCCUGCUCUAUGGAACUGGGGCACACCGCUCGAAAUUUCGGACGACAUGCCAUCCCUGGUCGAGAAUGAUAUGUUAUCAUUUGAUGUUGCCUUGGGAGCUGAUCUGAUCUACGAUACCGACAUCAUACCUCUUCUGUUGUCCACGAUUGAGGAUCUCUUUGAGAAUUACCACGUCAAAAAAUUCGUCAUCUCCGCGACCCUCCGAAACGAGAACACUUUCCAGACAUUUUUGGACGGAUGCGAGCAAACCAAUUUCAGAGUUGAGAAGAUACCGUACGAGUCUAUAGACUCGCAGUCACAAAGUGGAUUCUUUCACUCGACGAGCAUACCGAUAGUUACAUAUCAGAUUUCGAAGGGCGGAGAAUGA
Molecule: messenger RNA, 1029 nt
Organism: Penicillium diatomitis
Lineage: Eukaryota; Fungi; Ascomycota; Eurotiomycetes; Eurotiales; Aspergillaceae
Product: protein-lysine N-methyltransferase
Exons: 4
Coding region: 1-1029 (342 amino acids)
Source: RefSeq, a predicted model, not a curated record